AUGUUUCCCUUGUUCUUGCUGACCUACAGCGUCGGCAUUAGUGCUCUUCUGGCUUUGCAAUUUGUCCUGGGGACAAACUUGCCGCUCGAAGAUCUGGAACGACUCGUGCGUUCGAGUGAUGCAAUCUCGUCUCCCCCUUCCGAUGCGAUCGAAGCCCUACGCAGAAACAGUGUCCCUCGCAAUUCAGGACUGUUCGACGAUAGCAACAUCGCAAGCGCUCUUAUGAAUGGGUUGAGGUACGGCAAGGAGCAGUUUGACGCUGAUGCUGUAGCCUUGAGGCAAUCCACCUCUUCGGCCACUCUGUCCUCUGAUACCACUGCUCAUACCCCUUUCGCAAGUGUCGUCAGCUCAGACUCGGAGGACACUAGACCGGAGAAGAGGUUGAAAGGGCCGCUGGUCCCUACAAACCCUACGGUCUUCCUGGAUAUCCCGAAGCUUUCCUUAGCGCAGCGGCGUGUCUCUCUCGAAGAGCUCAGAGAGCACGUAUAUAUUCAGCUAGGCAGCCGACCCAGAGUCGCAAAGUCGACGGAUCCGCUUGUCGUACCCUAUGAUGACCAUCUCACAGUCAAAGACUAUGGGAUCUUCAUCGCUGAACUAGCAAACCGCCCGCCCUGGAUCUAUUCGACCUUACCGCCGGCUCCGAAAACACAGUUCCUCAUUCGGCAAGCAUCGCAUAAACACGACUCGUUUCAGAGCAUCAACGGCUUCAAGUCGAGCGGUCGAAACGUCAGGUACUUUGAGGCAUGGCAAGGGUUGGGAAAGAUAGACUCAGGCCUGCUAUUUGACUUUCUUGGUGUUUUCCGAGUCCCCCAAGAGAGUUCAAGCAGGCUCAAAGCAGAAGUUCUGCGUGAGAGCGUCUUCCCGUUAAAGCAGUAUGUUGUUCUGAGCCCGUCAGCAUUUGCAGCAAGAGAGAUACACAAGUUGCGCACACCUAUCCGUUAG
Messenger RNA from Pseudozyma hubeiensis SY62, 942 nucleotides. RefSeq lists its product as hypothetical. Bases 1 to 942 code for a protein of 313 amino acids. NCBI's taxonomy places the organism in Eukaryota, Fungi, Basidiomycota, Ustilaginomycetes, Ustilaginales, Ustilaginaceae. The record is from RefSeq and is a predicted model, not a curated record. The transcript has a single exon.